This is a messenger RNA of Zea mays, 2010 nucleotides long. RefSeq lists its product as uncharacterized. Lineage: Eukaryota; Viridiplantae; Streptophyta; Magnoliopsida; Poales; Poaceae. Gene Ontology annotation, biological process: protein phosphorylation. Gene Ontology annotation, molecular function: protein tyrosine kinase activity; ATP binding. The record is from RefSeq and is a predicted model, not a curated record.
UUCCUUCCUUCCUUCCUUUCCCGACCGCUGCGCUGCGCUUUAUUAGGCGAAACAAGAUGACACUUGAUACUGCCAGUGCCGUCUCGAGCGCGCGAAAGAGGAGGACAGAUGCAUGCAUGCCAUUGCCUUGCCUUGCCCCCACGACGACAGCAGCAAAGGUCUCCCAUAACGCGUAAAAGCAUCGGCGAUCGCACGGGUACGGGUACGGGGUACGGGCCGCCGGUCCCUUCUUUUUAUAUCACAGCGCCAAGGGAGAGCUAGCGCAAGAGACAGAGGAACCCAGGACAGGAGAAGAGGGGAGGGCGGCAGACCGCAGUCCACCGGCCAGACAGACAGGGGUGAGGCGCCGUCGACCGACCGAGCGUUCCGCUGCUGCUUCCAUGGGGAACUGCCUCGGCUCGGACGAGGCCGCCGAACUGGAGGUCGUGAAGAACUCGGGCCAGCCACAAGCAGCAGCUACGGCAGCUCCAGCCAUGGCGCCGCAUAAAUCCGAGGGUUCGAUGAGCUCAGGGUCAGGGCCCUCCAGCAGCAGCAGGUCCGCUGGCUCGUCCAUGAGCAGCAUCGCCACGACGACCGGUCGAAGCGGCGGCAGCACCAGCACCAGCAGCGGAUCGAGGCCCCUCCGCGCCGCCGCCGCCGCCUCGUACCGGGAGGAAGAAGAGGAGGAGGAGGAAGAGAAGGAGGGGAGGAUCCUGGAGGCGCCCAACCUCCGCAUCUUCACCUUCGCGGAGCUGAGGGCCGCGACGCGCAACUUCAGGCCCGACACGGUGCUCGGCGAGGGAGGCUUCGGGCGGGUGUACAAGGGCUGGGUCGACGAGAGGACCAUGAACCCGACGCGCUCCGGCAUCGGCAUGGUCGUCGCCGUCAAGAAGCUCAACCAAGAGAGCGUGCAGGGCCUUCAGGAGUGGCAGUCCGAGGUCAACUUUCUGGGGAGGCUGUCGCAUCCGAACCUGGUGAGGCUGCUGGGCUACUGUGGAGGACAGGGAGCUCCUGCUCGUGUACGAGUACAUGCCCAAAGGCAGCCUGGAGAAUCAUCUCUUCAGAAAGGGCGGCUCCUUCGAACCAAUCUCCUGGAACCUUCGGCUGCGCAUCGCCAUUGGCGCGGCGCGUGGCCUGGCCUUCCUCCACUCGUCCGAAAAGCAGGUCAUCUACCGAGACUUCAAGGCCUCGAACAUCCUCCUCGACACGAAUUACAACGCCAAGCUGUCCGACUUCGGUCUCGCCAAGAAUGGCCCGACCGGCGGCGACAGCCACGUCACCACCCGUGUGAUGGGCACGUACGGCUACGCUGCGCCGGAGUACGUCGCCACAGGGCACCUGUACGUGAAGAGCGACGUGUACGGCUUCGGCGUGGUGCUGCUGGAGAUGCUCACGGGCCUGCGGGCGCUGGACACGGCCCGCCCCGCGCAGCAGCACAACCUGGUGGAGUGGGCCAAGCCGUACCUGGCGGACCGGCGGAAGCUGCCGCGCCUCGUGGACCCGCGGCUCGAGGGGCAGUACCCGUCCAAGGCGGCGCUGCAGGGGCCCAGCUCACGCUGCGCUGCCUCGAGGGGGACCCCAGGAGCCGCCCCUCCAUGGCGGAGGUCGUGCUGGCCAUCGAGGCGAUGGAGCAGCUCAGGGUGCGGCCGCGGGACGAAGCAGCGCCGAGCGGCCACGCCCACGGCCACGGCCGGUCGUCGCGCCCGAGGACCGGGCCGGGCCGGGCGGGGAGCAGCAGCCACCACCGCCAGUCUCCGAGUGCGAGGUAGCACGGCUGCCGGACCAGCACUGGUCGAGCUGAGCUUCACGUUUUUUUUAGGUGGGUUCUGCAUCUUCCGGCGAGUGGAGGAUGGAGCACGCAUGCUUGCGAGGUGUUUUUUUUUCGGUCGCUUUUGUAGCAGGUCGUUGUUGUUUCUGCGGCAUGCAGAUUGACGAGGCCAGAAGGGCCUCCAUGCAUGUAUAUCUGUUUGAUUGCAGAUGGCCCAAAUGUUGGCUGGUACAGGCUCAGGAACCAUGAUUUGAUUUCGAUCA